Messenger RNA from Plasmodium gonderi, 522 nucleotides. RefSeq lists its product as hypothetical. Bases 1 to 522 code for a protein of 173 amino acids. The record is from RefSeq and is a predicted model, not a curated record. The transcript has a single exon. Lineage: Eukaryota; Apicomplexa; Aconoidasida; Haemosporida; Plasmodiidae.
AUGGCAUUGUUAGCAAAGGAGAAAAACUUCAACAUUUUACAAAGGGUGAAUGCAGAACCAAUUUCUGUCUUGGACUAUGUAAAUGAUAUCGUUAAAAACAAAGAAAAAGAAAGGAAGAAAAAAAAAGAGAAUUUAAAUGAUUGGGGGAAUAUGAAAAAGCAGGAAAAAACGGAUGAAUUAAAGUUGCAGUGGAAACUGAUACAGCAUGAAAAUUUAGCAGAAAAGGGUGAAUAUCAUAAAGUUAAAAAGGAUGAAAAAAUGCCAAAUUUUUUUCAAGUAGCUACAUUAGUUAAUGGAAAUGAUAAGAUAAAGGUUGGAGCUGGAAAAGAGUCGCAGUCCUUACAUACGUCCAAUAGGAGAAAGAAAAAAUGCUUGUCCACUUUGCAAUUAUUGGAAAAGAACAAAAGUAUGAAAGAUUGGUGCAUAAAGAGGUAUACGAAAAUUCAGAAGGAGAAAAAUAUUGGAGGAAAAUCUUUCGUUCGAAAACAGCGAAGGCAGCUUUUAAAAAUGAUGAAAUCGUAA